AUGUCUGCCAAGUCGAUCCUCGAGGCUGAUGGCAAGGCCAUUCUCAACUACCACCUCACCAGAGCUCCCGUCAUCAAGCCAACCCCAUUGGCCAAAUCUACAACCCACAACCCGCCAGCAAGACUCGCUUCUCUGCAUUUCCCCGAGGAUGCAAAUGUUAUGGAUGUUUUGAACCAGGCCGAGGUCACAUAUCCCUGGCUGCUAGCAAAGGAUGCCAAGUUCGUCGCAAAGCCAGAUCAAUUGAUUAAGCGACGAGGGAAGAGUGGCCUGCUCGCCCUGAACAAGACAUGGGCAGAGGCCAAGGAAUGGAUUGCGGCGCGAGCUGGCAAGGAGCAGCGUGUCGAGACAGUUGAUGGUUAUCUGAGGCAGUUCUUGGUCGAGCCAUUCGUUCCUCACCCUGCCAACACCGAAUACUACAUCAACAUCAACUCCGUGAGAGAGGGCGACUGGAUUCUCUUCACCCACGAGGGUGGUGUUGACGUUGGUGAUGUUGAUGCCAAAGCAGAGAAGCUCCUCAUCCCGGUCGAUCUGUCAGAAUAUCCUUCAAAUGAUGAAAUUGCGUCGACUCUUUUGAGCAAGGUUCCCAAGGGUGUACACAAUGUCCUCGUCGACUUUAUCUCAAGACUAUACGCCGUCUACGUUGACUGCCAAUUCACCUACCUCGAAAUCAACCCUCUCGUUGUUAUCCCCAACGCUGAUGCCACGUCCGCCGAAGUUCACUUCUUGGAUCUGGCUGCCAAGAUUGACCAAACUGCAGAGUUUGAGUGUGGAAGCAAAUGGGCCAUCGCCCGCAGCCCUGCCGCUCUUGGUCUGACGAACGUAGCCGCGAAAGAUGGCAAGGUCAACAUCGACGCUGGCCCACCGAUGGAGUUCCCCGCACCUUUUGGUCGUGAAAUGAGCAAAGAGGAGGCCUAUAUCUCAGAGAUGGAUGCUAAGACUGGUGCCUCACUCAAGCUUACCAUCCUCAACUCGCAAGGUCGCGUAUGGACUCUUGUCGCUGGUGGUGGCGCUUCCGUCGUGUACGCUGAUGCGAUCGCUUCCGCUGGUUUUGCCAGCGAGCUUGCAAACUACGGCGAAUACUCCGGUGCCCCGACGGAGACUCAGACUUACCACUACGCCCGUACCGUGCUUGAUCUAAUGCUUCGUGCUCCCAUGAAGGAGGAAGGCAAGGUUCUAUUCAUCGGAGGCGGUAUUGCCAACUUCACAAACGUCGCUUCGACUUUCAAGGGUGUCAUUCGCGCUCUGCGCGAAGUCGCCCCCGUCUUAAUCGAGCACAACACGUCAAUCUGGGUGCGCCGUGCAGGUCCUAACUACCAGGAAGGACUGAAGAACAUUAAGAAUGUUGCUCAGGAGCUCAAGCUCAACAUGCACGUGUAUGGCCCUGAGAUGCACGUAUCCGGCAUCGUUCCUCUCGCACUGCUCGGCAAGAAGAGCGACGUACAGGAAUUCAGCGCUUAA
Pseudovirgaria hyperparasitica is the source of this 1458-nucleotide messenger RNA. Its product is annotated as glutathione synthetase ATP-binding domain-like protein. Bases 1 to 1458 code for a protein of 485 amino acids. Lineage: Eukaryota; Fungi; Ascomycota; Dothideomycetes; Acrospermales; Acrospermaceae. Gene Ontology annotation, molecular function: succinate-CoA ligase (ADP-forming) activity. Gene Ontology annotation, biological process: succinyl-CoA metabolic process; tricarboxylic acid cycle. The record is from RefSeq and is a predicted model, not a curated record. Gene Ontology annotation, cellular component: succinate-CoA ligase complex. The transcript is spliced from 3 exons.